CGUAAUUAUGUACGUUUCCGUCAAGAUAGUAGUUCGACAAUGCAGUUUUAUUUUGACUCUAUCCCUUUCCCCUCAAUUUUAUGACAUCAUCACAGUUCAAGCAAAAGAUGGCGAACAAUGACAGCCCAAGCCUCUUCACCGCUGCGGACUACGCCGUCUGCAUCGUCAUGCUCGUUGCUUCGUUCGCACUCGGCCUCGUCGCCGCUUUCAUCGAACGCCGCCACCGUAGCCGACAUCGGAUAACCUCCGAACGCUUUCUUCUGGGUAGUCGUCGACUGAACGUUAUACCCGUUUCGAUGUCAAUGACCAUUCCGUUCGCAGCGGCGAUUAAUAUCCUCGGGACGCCAGUUGAUGUCUACAUGUACAAUACAAUGUUUUGGUGGAUAUGUUUGGCUUACAUUAUCGGUGGCGCCCUCGUGUGUCGAAUGUUCGUGCCUUUGUAUUUCAAAACUGGAGUCGUUAGCGCUUUUGAGUAUUUGGAGCUUCGAUUCAACAAAACUGUCCGUGUGUUUUGCAGCCUGUUAUUCAUUGUACAGAUGAUGGUAUAUCUUGGCGUUAUUUUGUAUUUACCGUCACUAGUCAUUCAAACAGUGACCGGCUUUCAUUUGUGGGGUAGCCUUGCUAUUGUCUGGGUCGUUGCUGUUAGUUACACAGCCGUGGGAGGGAUGCGAGCCAUCGUCUGGUCAGAUGUUCUCCACGCCAUCGUCAUCUUCUUAGGUCUCAUCGCAGCUGUUACCAUGGGAACGAACCAGGUUGGAGGAUUCGGAGAGGUGAUGCGGAUCGCACGAGAGAGCGACCGGUUCAAGUUAGCCGUGGUGAGUUUCGAUCCGACUGUCCGUCACACCGUAUGGUCAGUGGUAGUCGGUAUGACUGUCAUCGUCGUCGGUACCAUGGGAACCAAUCAGGUGAUCGUCCAGAAGUACCUCAGCCUCGAGACACAAACACAGGCCAAAAUUGCCAUCAUGAUAUCGUCUCUCCUUAAAGUUAUAGUAGUAUCACUCUGUGUGCUGCUAGGCCUGAUAGUCUAUGCUGCAUACAGCCUGUGUGAUCCUUACUCUUCUGGAAAAAUCUCCCAAAUCGACCAGUUGACGCUAUUUUUCGUAAUGGACUUAUUCUCAUCUAAGCCUGGCCUUCCUGGUCUCUUUGUGGCAGCAAUACUGGCCGCAUCUAUCAGCUCCUUAUCGUCGGGCCUAGCUUCUUUGUCAGUGGUGACGGGAGAGGACAUACUCAAAGCUUUCUGGCCCAAUAUUAGCCUAAAUAAAUACACUUGGAUUCUACGUAUUCUAACUUUGAUUUAUGGACUGAUAUCACUAGGGUUUGCCGCGCUUGCUAGUAGCUUGAACGAGAGCAUUCUCCCGCUAACUAUUUCUUUGUUCGGAGUAUUAGGCGGUAUAGUUCUUGGUGUAUUCACGCUAGGGGUAUUCUUUCAUCGAAGCAAUUCUAAGGGAGCAUUGGUUGGUGCCGUGAUCAGCCUCAUCAUCGUCGUGUGGCUAAAGCUCGGAUCCACGGUCUCAUCCUCCGCGUCGUUAGGCGAGGGCACCCACCUGGUCGUGGACGGGUGCACGGGUCUCAAUACCACGACCAUAGCAGACGACGCCGUGAAGGCUACGGGGAAAACUGCGGUAACUCUCUUGAUCACAACGGCCGCUCCGCAAAAAAGGCGAUUUUUAGCAGGCUUAUACCGUUUAUCUUACCAAUACUACGCACCAAUAGGACUUGUUCUUACAGUUGCUAUGGGCAUGAUUGCUAGUGCAGUUUCAGGUUUUGGGGAUCCAUCGACUCUCGAUCCUGUUCUGAAGUUAUACCUAGUAGACUCAUUUCUAUGUUGUUUGCCUGUGUGUCUCAGAGAUCUAGUUCGAAGGGACGGUCUACAAAAGGAAUAUGAAUAUCCCGACAGCAUCGACGUCAAACCGUCAGAAACCGAAAAAGAAUAUUCAGCGGAUCCGGAGUGCCAUUCACUUACAGAUAUCCGGGAAGAACCGACUGAAACUUCAGAUGAGGAAUAUCAUCACCCCGACAGCAUCAACGUCGAACCAUCAGAAACCGAGAGGGAAGAUUUGGUGGAUCCGGUGCGCCAUUAUUUUACAGAUAUCCCGGAAGGACCGACUGAAAAUUCAGAUGUGGAAUAUGAAUACCCCGACAGCAUCAACGUGGAUCCAUCAGUAACCGAAAGGGAAGUUUCGAUGGAUCCGGAGCGCCAUUAUUUUACAGAUAUCCGGGAAGGACCGACUGAAAAUUCAGAUGAGGAAUAUACAACUACGACGUGGACGUAAUUGCAAAU
Messenger RNA from Strongylocentrotus purpuratus (purple sea urchin), 2281 nucleotides. Its product is annotated as sodium-coupled monocarboxylate transporter 1-like. Gene Ontology annotation, cellular component: membrane. The record is from RefSeq and is a predicted model, not a curated record. NCBI's taxonomy places the organism in Eukaryota, Metazoa, Echinodermata, Echinoidea, Camarodonta, Strongylocentrotidae. Gene Ontology annotation, molecular function: symporter activity. Gene Ontology annotation, biological process: transmembrane transport; sodium ion transport. Bases 81 to 2273 code for a protein of 730 amino acids. The transcript has 17 exons.